Molecule: messenger RNA, 800 nt
Organism: Telopea speciosissima
Lineage: Eukaryota; Viridiplantae; Streptophyta; Magnoliopsida; Proteales; Proteaceae
Product: outer envelope pore protein 24A, chloroplastic
Exons: 3
Coding region: 50-688 (212 amino acids)
Biological process (GO): regulation of monoatomic ion transmembrane transport
Molecular function (GO): voltage-gated monoatomic cation channel activity
Source: RefSeq, a predicted model, not a curated record
CUCUUUCGUUAUCUUGCUUCACGUAUCAGGAGUGAAAGCGUCUAGAGAGAUGAAGGCUACUAUUAGGGGAAGAUACGGUACCGAAAAAAGCAUUUCCUCUGCAACUCUCGCCAUUAACGCUGGCGAUGUUAACCUCCGUGCUUCCAUGACCGACGCCACGGUCGUCAAUGGUCCUAGCUUAAAUGGUCUCGCUCUUUCUCUUGAAAAGCCCGGCUCCUUCAUUGUCGAUUACAAUGUUCCCGAAAAGGAUGUGAGGUUUCUGUUCAUGAACACGAUUAAGGUUUCGGAUAAACCUCUGAAUUUGACUUACAUUCAUGGGCGUGGUGAUAACCGGACGAUUUUCGAUGGCACCAUUGUCUUCGAUUCAGCUAACAAAGUUUCAGCUAAUUAUGUUUUGGGUUCUGGGAACUGCAAAUUGAAGUACACAUAUGUGCAUGGAGGGAUCAGGACCUUUGAGCAGUGCUACGAUUUCGCCAAGAAUUCGUGGGACUUUACGUUGUCACAAAGGGUUUAUGGGGACGAUGUGUUUAGGGCUUCGUAUCAGACAUCCGACAAGGUCAUGGGCCUGGAGUGGUGGAGAGAUUCCAAGAGUAACGGGUCUUUCAAGAUAUCAGCAUCUCUCAAUCUGGCAGAGGAAGUUAAAAGGCCGAAAAUAAUUGCUGAGAGUAUGUGGAAUCUUGAGAUGUGAAAUUUCUUUUUAGUUGGUUUUAAUUGUUGAAAAUUUCCUACGUUGUCAUACAAACACACUGUUUCUAUUGGGUUUUAUUUCCAAUAAUUUUGGGUUUCUUUAUUGCUCUUCA